Messenger RNA from Populus trichocarpa (black cottonwood), 1110 nucleotides. Its product is annotated as plant cysteine oxidase 3. The transcript is spliced from 5 exons. The record is from RefSeq and is a predicted model, not a curated record. Gene Ontology annotation, molecular function: oxidoreductase activity, acting on single donors with incorporation of molecular oxygen, incorporation of two atoms of oxygen. Lineage: Eukaryota; Viridiplantae; Streptophyta; Magnoliopsida; Malpighiales; Salicaceae. Bases 70 to 939 code for a protein of 289 amino acids.
CUAGGAAAAAAAAGAAAAAGAAAAAAAAGCUGUCACUCUCCAGUUAAAAAAAGAAAUUGACGACCAAAAAUGUUCUCAAAAUUCCGAAACGCAACUGAUAAGGCAAGAAAGCUUGCAAUAGAACACGAAAAUUGCUUACUACCUUUCAUUCCCUGUUUCAGAAACCUCAUAAACAUGGUAGAGCAGCAGAAUUCAUCUUCUAAAGUUCAAGCUUCAUAUGAGCUCUGCAGAAAGACCUUUACACCCUCGGGGGCACCUCCUUCUUCUAGUGCCAUCCAGAAACUCUGCUCUCUUUUGGACACAUUUGGCCCUGCUGAUGUAGGGCUUAAAGAGGAAAAUCGAGAUGAUCGAGGGCAUGGCAUGCUUGGACUUAAUCGGUUGAGUAGCGUUGCUCGAUGGGCUCAACCAAUGACAUAUGUAGAUGUUUAUGAAUGUGAUAGUUUUACAAUGUGUAUAUUCUGCUUUCCUACUUCUUCUGUUAUCCCACUCCAUGACCAUCCUAGCAUGACUGUUUUCAGCAAAGUUCUAUAUGGUUCAUUGCAUGUCAAAGCUUAUGAUUGGGUUGAGCCUGCGUGUUACCCAAAAAGCAAGGGGCCUGGUUAUCCUGCAGUAAGGUUGGCAAAGUUGACAGUGGAUAAAACUUUAACAGCUCCAUGUGAGACGUCAGUAUUGUACCCAAAACGUGGUGGGAAUCUGCAUUGUUUCACUGCAGUCACCCCUUGUGCUGUGCUUGACAUUCUUACACCUCCAUACAGAGAAGAUGCAGGCAGAAAAUGUACUUAUUACCAUGACUAUCCUUUUUCCACCUUCUCUAGAGGAAAUGGAGCUGAGAUAGAUGAUGAAAAAAUAGAUGAUCUUGCAUGGCUUGCAGAGAUAGACACACCUGAUGAUCUUUAUAUGCGUCAAGGAGCUUACACAGGACCCGCUGUUCAGGUUUAACUCUCAUCAUGUUUGAUCAAUAGACAUUACCUGUAAUUCUCUUCUCAUUUCUGUUUUAUAUCUCGACCCAGUAUCAUGUAAUUGCUGAGUCUAAGUGCAAUUUUUCAAACUGGAGAGGCGAUAGAAAUGCUAAAGUUUGAUCUUAAUAGAUAAUUAUCUUAAUUCCAUGGA